UAUCGAGAGUUUAUUGAUUUUUCGCCUUCCUAAGUUGGAAAAUAAAACGGAUAUACAACAGAAAACUCGUGCAAACCAAGGGAAUCUUUAUCUUCCAAGCAUUAAAAGGAUCUUUUAAGUGUUCAGCAAUGGGCGCAGCAUUUUUUCCUGUGCUGUUUUUCACGGCGCUCUGGGGAGCUGUUGGAAUUGGAAUGCCCAUUAUGACCCCAAAGGGUCCGCACCAGAAUUUAAUACGCUGCAUCCUAAUGCUGACGGCCGCCUGCUGCUGGCUGUUCUGGCUGUGCUGCUACAUGGCCCAAAUGAAUCCUCUGAUUGGCCCCAAACUAAAGCGGGAUGUCGUUGCCAUGAUUGGUAGGUCGUGGGAUAUGAAAAUCGUCGAUGGCUAAAAUGUGUAUCCUCCAGACUGGAGCAGUAUCCGCAGUAUUUAAAGUGCAAUCCUAUCUCAAGUAAUCCACGGGUUGCUUAUCUUAAUUAAUCAUGUUAAAAAGUGUAUUUAAACUAUGUUGAAAAUAAAAAUCUAACUGAUUUCGAUAAC
This is a messenger RNA of Drosophila obscura, 535 nucleotides long. It is a transcript of the gene VhaM9.7-a, whose product is annotated as V-type proton ATPase subunit e 2. The coding region runs from base 129 to 386 and encodes 85 amino acids. The transcript has a single exon. Gene Ontology annotation, cellular component: proton-transporting V-type ATPase, V0 domain; plasma membrane proton-transporting V-type ATPase complex. The record is from RefSeq and is a predicted model, not a curated record. Gene Ontology annotation, molecular function: proton-transporting ATPase activity, rotational mechanism. NCBI's taxonomy places the organism in Eukaryota, Metazoa, Arthropoda, Insecta, Diptera, Drosophilidae. Gene Ontology annotation, biological process: proton transmembrane transport.